AUGUCCUCCUCAGGCAUCCUCGAAAUCGACAAGGAGGAGGACAUAAUUGAAAAUCGGUACGAAGCUCUUCCAGAGCACUGCAAGCGCUACUGGAAAAAGCGGUACCAAUUGUGGUCUCGCUUCGACCAAGGGGUGCUUUUCACGCCAGAAUUGUGGUAUUCGGUUACCCCAGAAAACGUCGCCAAAUUCACCGCCAAAUUAGCGAAGGUCCUUGUGCCUAGAGCAAAAGCUACUUUGGAUGUUUGCUGUGGUGGAGGCGGAAACACCAUCCAAUUCGCUCGUUAUUUCGAGAAACUGGUUGGUGUGGAUAUCAGCUCUACCAACAUCACCUGUUGUGAGCAGAAUGCCAGGGUGUAUGGAACGAAGAAUGUGCAUUUUCUCAAAGGAGACUGGAGAGAGCUUCAGGAUUCGAGAGAUUGGGUGCCAGAGGGAGUGGAAUUGGAUAAUGGCAAGUUUGAUGUGGUGUUCAGCUCUCCUCCUUGGGGAGGUCCUGCUGUCAAUAAGCAGGAGAAGUUUGACCUUCACAAGAUGAGGCCGUUCAACAUUAGAGAGAUUGUCACGAGCAUGAAGAAAGUUUCGGACAAUAUUUUUUUGUUCAUUCCCAAGAACUCCAAUUUGGAUCACAUUCGAGAGGUUGUGAGAGAACUCUAUGGAUCCAAAGGAAAGGCUCGUGCUUAUCAGACAUUCGAAGAUGGCUGGCCUGUGGCAUUGUUGGUGGUGUUUGGCGACACGUGGAGAAAGGAAGUCAAGAAGGGCAUCAAAGUUGAUGCUCUAGAUACUGGACCUCCGAAGGGUGCGAUGAUUGAGUUCCUUCUUUCGAAGGGACUCACUAUAGGGGCUAAGUAA
Candidozyma duobushaemuli is the source of this 846-nucleotide messenger RNA. RefSeq names its product RNA methyltransferase. Gene Ontology annotation, molecular function: RNA cap trimethylguanosine synthase activity. Gene Ontology annotation, biological process: 7-methylguanosine cap hypermethylation; 7-methylguanosine RNA capping. Gene Ontology annotation, cellular component: nucleus. The transcript has a single exon. Bases 1 to 846 code for a protein of 281 amino acids. The record is from RefSeq and is a predicted model, not a curated record. Lineage: Eukaryota; Fungi; Ascomycota; Pichiomycetes; Serinales; Metschnikowiaceae.